Messenger RNA from Callorhinchus milii (elephant shark), 1093 nucleotides. It is a transcript of the gene crcp, whose product is annotated as calcitonin gene-related peptide-receptor component protein. Gene Ontology annotation, biological process: transcription initiation at RNA polymerase III promoter. The transcript has 7 exons. NCBI's taxonomy places the organism in Eukaryota, Metazoa, Chordata, Chondrichthyes, Chimaeriformes, Callorhinchidae. Gene Ontology annotation, molecular function: nucleotide binding. The coding region runs from base 81 to 548 and encodes 155 amino acids. The record is from RefSeq and is a predicted model, not a curated record. Gene Ontology annotation, cellular component: RNA polymerase III complex.
GACGGACGGGCGGGAAGGAAGGCGCGGGGUCGGCGGUGGGGGAAGGAGUUGACUGUUGCGCGCGCCGUCACUUUGGCGGAAUGGAGGUGAAAGAUGCAAAUGCUUCGAUGCUGAGCAAUUAUGAGGUCUUUAAGCUUCUGACUGACCUUAAAGAGCAACGUAAAGAGAGUGGAAGUAAGAAGCACAGCACCGGACAGCAGAAUCUCAACACGAUUAUGUAUGAGACUCUAAAAUACCUGUCUAAAACACCGUGCGGUCACCAGAGUCCAGAAAUAUUGAAUGAGUUUCUUCGGGCUAUGGUUCCUCAAAAACUCACCAAGGCAGAAAAACUUCAGCUGUUGAAUCACAGGCCGUUGACUGCUGUGGAGAUCCAGUUGAUGGUGGAGGAGAGUGAGGAGAGGCUCACGGAAGAGCAGAUUGAGAAGCUCCUGCAGACCAUCACGAGUAUCCUACCUGGAGACCCUGAGGAGGAGGAGGAGGCUGCAGGCGCUCUGCAACAGGAAGCCAUGGCUGUCGAAGAGGAAGGGGACCAAGGGAUCGAGUCAUAGCAGAAGCAAUCCAUGUCUGUUCAGCAGGAUUUUCCAAACAUUCCAAGGAGUAUCAAUCAACUUGGACUAACCAUCGCUAUUUACAUCAGAGCCAUUGGUCAUUGCUAUCAUGGGAAACGAAGGACUCUAUAUCUGACGGGAAGAGAGAGAAACAUAGAUCAGCUUCUAGGUGGACAUUGCAUUACUUCUUAAUGAGAUGCAUGCAUCCAUUUUUGACGCUUUAAUGAACACUAAACUAUCCAAAUCUAUAAUUACCUCAUGGGACAGAAGAAGAGCUCGGAGAUACUAUCUGCGUGAAAAGUGCUAUAUAAAUGCACGAUGUUGUUGUUGGAUGCUAGAUACUUUGCUAGGGUCUGUGAAGGUAUAUUUUUGAAAGCAAGGGUGUAUUUAUUUCCGAGGUGUGCUGCUCUUUUAAAUCUAAAAUAUGUUUGUGUGUUUGUUUUAGUGCUGUUUAAUGGUUCCUAUGAGUUUAUUUUAGGUCAGUUUGUUUUGCUUGAAAUUUGCCCUUGACAAAAUGUAAGUAAAGUCAAAUGGGUGAUAUUCUG